GGAGGCCGCGGCGCGCAGCCGGGUGCGACGGUUCUCCCCCGGGCCAGGCCCACCAGACCCCCACCCCGCCUGACCCCACGGCCGAGGCGUCGCCAGCACUGUCCCCCUCCUGGGCCGCUGGCGGGACGGCGCUGGGGCCCUCAGAGCCUGGCAUGCUGACCCCAGCCUCCUCCCCCAGCACCAGGGGUGACCUCCUGCGUGGGUCCUGCCUGAGUCCCCCAUGGCUAGGGACACCCCCGGGGCCCUGGGCAGGACUUCCCUUGUAGCCUGCUUGCCCACCUCCCACUCCCUCGCUCCCCGCCCCUGUGGGAGGCCCCUGUGAACAUGGUCAUUGGUCUGGGCACAGGACUGUGCAGUCGGUCUGGGACAGCGUGUCCUGGGAGUAAGCCCAAGGCCAGUUGUGGCCAGCCCUGGAGAGACAGCCAGGGCAGGCCAGCAGCAGGAGGCCAGGCCGGGCUGGGAGGAGGUCUCUGGCCUGGAGACAGAGUCCCUGGUUCUCUUUUACCCUAUCCAUCGCCUUGUUUUGGGCAACCGGGCUGUGACUGCCCCCAGAGAGCAGGCGCCCAGCGGCCAGGGGUCGGUCCAGCGGCAGAUGUCGCCCCCCCGCCCAGGCUCCUCCUGCUUGCUGUGCUCCUGCUGCUGCUGUGUGGGGCCACGGCCAGCUGUGUCCGCUUCUGCUGUCUCCGGAAGCGGGCGCACGCCCAGCCACACCUGCCAUCAGCACCUGAGUCCUGCGACCUGACAGCCAUCCCCGCGGACAGCGACAGCCCCAUGCACAGCACUGUGUCAUCCUACAGCUCUGUGCAGUACCCGCUGGGCAUGCGGCUGCCCCUGCCCUUGGGGGAGCUGGACCUCGACUCUGUGACCCCUCCCGCCUACAGCCUGUAUGCCCCUGAGCUGCCGCCCUCCUACGAUGAGGCCGUCAAGAUGGCUAAAACCAGACAGGAAGAGCCACCCCCCUCCCAGUAGCCCAGCCCCCUCCCUGAGGCCUCAUGCCUAGAGACCCCUCCAGGGCCCCAGGGGUGGGGCCGCAAUGCCCAACACCCCUGGCUGUAGCCCUGGUGCCCCCCCGGAGGGGGCAGAAAAGCUCUCCCGAGCCUCCCGAUGCCACCAGCCACUCUGUGCUCACAGGGGACUGUGCAAGGGCACCCCAGCCCACCCUCACCAUCCUUCCCGCCCGGGAAGGCCAGCCGUCCGGCACAUUGCUGCAGCCCUGGCCUCGUUGCUAUGUAACGCUGGGCAUCUGAGCCAGCCGGCACUGUGUUGGCCACACACACACACAGACACACACACACACACACACACACACACACACACACACACACGCUGCCUCGUUCAACCCUGGCCCCUGGCUCAGGCCCAGCAGGCCCUCAGUCCAGAUGAGGCCCCACAGACCCAAGCCUCAGGGCUCAGAGCCUGCUGUGAUGUCUACAGCUUUUUGGAGAGAGAGAGAAUAAAGUUUCUAUCUAAGUGA
This is a messenger RNA of Lagenorhynchus albirostris (white-beaked dolphin), 1474 nucleotides long. It is a transcript of the gene TMEM52, whose product is annotated as transmembrane protein 52. The transcript has 2 exons. NCBI's taxonomy places the organism in Eukaryota, Metazoa, Chordata, Mammalia, Artiodactyla, Delphinidae. Bases 325 to 969 code for a protein of 214 amino acids. The record is from RefSeq and is a predicted model, not a curated record.